AGCAGCGCCCCCUUCGUUCGGUCCUUUCAGAUUUGAACCUAGCAUGGUGGUAGUCUGCUCUAUUACAGUGUCUUAAAUAGUGGUCAAUUUCCUUGGAAUUGUCGAUUUUUCUCUCUGAAAGUGGCUAAAUACCCUCCACCAUUCCGCAAUUAAUUAAAAGCCAGCCGAAAGGGUGGCUUUCGUCCAGUAAGGGUUCGGGUCGGCUGGUGCGCAGCCCUCUAAACUUUGUCGACUGGCGUGAGGCGCUCAACGGCGACCCCCCGUGGCAGUGCUGACAACCGCAAAUUAAUUAUUAGACUUUAGUUUAAACACAACUCUGUCCAAGACUGGACAAGAGCUGCCUCUUUGCUUGUUCGGAUUUGUGACACGUCUUCUGCUGUCUCGCCAUGAGGAAUGUAUCUGUGACGGACAUGAUCCACGUCCUGGACACCGACACUGCGCCGAUGGACGUGCUGCGCGCCAUCGCGCAGUCCGGGGUCCAGGAGAAUGCUUUUUAUGUCCUCGACAUUGGGGAUAUUGUCCACAAACACUCAGAAUGGAAGAUGAAGAUGCCCAGAGUUGAACCUUUUUACGCGGUGAAGUGCAAUGACAGUCAGCUCGUCCUGGCUACCCUCGCGGCUCUAGGAACCGGGUUCGACUGUGCAUCCAAGACAGAAAUCGCCAAGGUGAUGGACCUAGGAGUUGAUGGCAGCCGUAUCAUUUUUGCCAAUCCUGCCAAAAUGGCGUCUCACAUCCGCUACGCAGCCUCACAAGACGUCAACACUAUGACCUUCGAUAACGAGUGUGAACUGUACAAGGUCAAGCAAAUGCACCCUAACGCCAGGAUGGUGUUGCGUAUUCGGUGUGACGCUACAGUAGCCCAAUGUCAGCUGGGGAUGAAGUUCGGCUGUGAUCCGCUGGUCGAGGCUCCUCGUCUGCUCAAGCUGGCCGCUGCGCUGGGAGUUACGGUGGUGGGGGUGAGUUUCCACGUCGGCUCCGGCUGUCAAGAUCCUCCCGUGUUCCGUCGAGCCAUCUCUGCUGCCCGUGACCUGUUUGACCUCGGCGGCCAGCUGGGCUUCAGCAUGAGCUUGUUGGACAUCGGUGGUGGUUACCCCGGCAACCGAGGCAGCAGCAUUGAUCAGAUCUCCGAGGUGGUGAAUGCAGCUUUGGACGACUACUUCCCCAUCUCACUUGGCGUGCAGAUCAUCGCAGAGCCCGGCAGGUUCUACGUCGCCUCCGCCUACACUCUGGCCACACUCAUACACUCAAAGCGGGACACCAUGUACUACAUCAAUGACGGUGUCUACGGCUCCUUCAACUGCAUCUUGUACGAUCACGCUGUCGUUAAGGCGAUCCCACUCGAGAACAAGGGAGGCAAGCCGCUGCUGUCGUCUGUGUGGGGCCCGACCUGCGACGGACUAGACCAGGUGUUGGACAGUGUGUUGCUGCCGCCCCUGGACAUAGGGGACUGGCUUGUGUUUGAGGACAUGGGCGCCUACACUCUACCUGUUGCCUCAACCUUCAACGGCUUCCCCGUACCCAAGGUGCAUGCUGUCAUCGAUGAAUCCGUCUGGCGUUUCUUGAAAGGCUGUCUUCCCCUGACAGAGGACCACUUCAUUGCACAGAACAACAACUGGACGUCAGUCUGGGACAUUCCCUCUCCUGAGCAGUCUACCCCCUCCUCCCCCUCUCCUUCUCCCUACAUAUAUGAACUCAUGGCUUGAUGGAUACUCGGCUCUGCUCGGCGACCCUGGUUGUCAUGGCAACAUCACAAUCUGCUAUCAACUUUCCACCUCGUACACAAAUCCUCAUCGAUUGUCAGCUUUAUUUUGAUUUAAAAUUGUUUAAAUUUUACAAGUAACUGUUAAGUUAUAAUUUAACAUCAUUAAAAUGUUUUGUUGUAAAUUGUUUCCAAGUGCAGUUUAAUUUUUUGUGUGAUGAGGAUGACUGUGUAGCUGUGCUUUGACAACCAAACCGGCUUCUGAUUUUCGGUUGACGGAUGAUUGUUUUACUCAGGUCUAUUUUAGUAUAGUCUGGUUUUUAUAGUCACCUUCGCACAAUUUAAUGUUGAUAGUAAUCAUUAUCAUUCUCCUUUUGAAUUGAUUUUAAAAGCUACAUUUUACAUGUUUACAUUUCAAGGUGACUAUAAUAUUAUAACAUUCUUUAUUGUUAUCUGAAUAUAUUAAAUACUAGUCAUCAUUGACAUUGAUAGCUUAUUUUUAAUAUGCCUAUAGAUUUUGUAACAAUUUCACUACAAAAAUCAAGUGUAUUGAUUAAUUGGUCUUUUAAUACAGCACAACAGUAAUUUUUAUUUAGUAAUAAUAUUUUCAAUCAAUGAUGACUUGAUUGUAACCUUUAGUCCGAUUAGGGAAAGAACCAUUCCAACAAAUCAGUAAACAGUCUUAUUCUUUUUAUGUUUAUACAAUUUCUAUUUGGGUUUUUUGGGUAAGGUCAUGGUGGGAGAGUAGAAGACGUGGACAGCCCUGGUGGCGCGGGGCUUGUUGUUCGAAUUUGCGAAGAGGCAGCUUUGGUGGUGCAUCAAAGUAAAUAAUAUUUUUGUUUUAUUAAAAUAAAUUGUGUGUUGUAACUGUAAAACUGUGUAGAUGUAGCAAUAAAAUUACCAAUGAAAA
This is a messenger RNA of Macrosteles quadrilineatus (aster leafhopper), 2609 nucleotides long. Its product is annotated as ornithine decarboxylase-like. Gene Ontology annotation, molecular function: ornithine decarboxylase activity. The record is from RefSeq and is a predicted model, not a curated record. Bases 387 to 1703 code for a protein of 438 amino acids. The transcript has 9 exons. NCBI's taxonomy places the organism in Eukaryota, Metazoa, Arthropoda, Insecta, Hemiptera, Cicadellidae. Gene Ontology annotation, cellular component: cytoplasm.